AUGGAAGAGUUGAGCAAGGCAACUGACAACCCAAAGCUGAGACCUGACAAAUCACUGUACGACCGUGUGGUGGAGGCAUGGGAAGCCUUGGGCGCAGGCGACGAAAUUGAGAAGCUGCGCAUCAGCCAAAGUGAAAUGUACGCCGAAGAAGCAGAGUCCACCAAGAAGGCAACUUCGCAACAGCAUGCGAUCAAAUCGGAAGACGACGUCCGGAAAGCCAUGAAGCAAUUGGGGGUUUCUCUUGACGGGAAUGAGAAGUUUCAGGCAGACACGCUUACAUUCAAUCGAAUUAUACGCCAAUUAGCUAACGCAGAAGUGCCGCAGGGAGGGCAAAUCGCUGAAGAGAUAUUUGUCUACAUGUUGGACCAGUAUCUGAACCAUGCCAAUGUCAAACUCAAACCAGACAUUAUCACGUUCAACACCGUGAUCCUUGCACAUUCCAAGAGUAAACACCCAGAGCGUUGCAAACGGUUUUUGAAAAAUCUCCAAGAGCUCCACGAUGGCGGAAUGCUGCUCGACAUCAAAGCGGAUUUGAUUUCUUACAACACAGUCAUUCAUGCAUAUCAGAGAUCUAACAUUCCCAAUGCUGGGCAAGAGGCCGAGCGUGUCUUUGACGAGCUGUCGCGACAUUUGAAACCAGACGCCAUUUCUUUGUCGGGCCUUCUUGGAGUUUAUGCGGCGAAAGGUGAUCCAUAUCGAGCAGAAGAGCUCCUGCUUUACUUUUACAAGCAGCACACAGCCAAUCGUCACAAACCCACUCCAGACACGACCUGUUUUGAUCAAGUGCUCCUGGCAUGGGCGAAAAAGGGUGGAAAAAAGGCAACAGGGCGUGCUGAGAUGCUGCUGAAGCUCAUGGAGGACAUGGCAUCUGCACCCAACUCCAUUGUCUCGCCGACAACCACUACCUACAAUAUUGUGUUGAAUGCCUUAUCGCGAUCUGGAGACCAAAAUGCGCCAUUGCGCGCUCUUGGCUUGCUGGAAAGGAUGAAAGCAAAACUCGACAAACGGAAACCAUGGAAAAAGCUUGCUAGACCAUGUUCCAUAACGUACACAACACUGAUUGCAGUGAUCUGCCGUCUCAGCACACGACGGGCUCUGGAGACUGUCGAGUUGCUAUUGGAUGAGGCCAUCAAUUCACCAGACAUCAAGACGGACUGCAUGUUCUUCUCUAGUGUCCUUUCAUCGUUGGCAUCUUGCGGGGAGCAAGGUACUUCGACUUUCGCAAAGAAUUUGAUUGAAAGACGAAUGCCUGAUCUCGGAUUGUCUCCAGACAUUUCGUGCUGGAAUGGCUUACUGAACACAUUCGCAAAGAGAGGAAUGGGAGAAGAGGCCGAGGAAACCUUGGAAAUGCUGGAGAAAGGGUUACUUGGCCCAAACGUUCAAUCCUACAGCAUCGUGCUAGAUGCAUACGCCAAGAGCCGGGACCCAGUGUCCAUCAAUCGUGCAGAGUCUCUCAUUGAAAGGAUGAACGAAAGCACUUCGUUCAAGCCAGACGCAAAAGCAUUCACAGCUCUUAUUCAAAAAUACGCUCGUAGCAAUUUGCCUCAAAAAGCCAAGAAAGCCCAAACGGUGCUGGAGCGCAUGAAAGAAGGCGCUAAAGAUGGAAUCGUAGGAAUGCGACCGACUGUGGUGACUUACAAUGCUGUGCUGAACGCCUGUGAGUACACGAAUUCAACCGAUGUUAAGGAGCAGGAAGAAGCCUUUGCAGUUGGCUGCGUUACAUUCGACGAGGUCCGACAAGAAUUCAGACCGACUCACACAACCUACGGAUCUUUUUUGGGCGUUGUCUCCAAGUUGAUGCCCAAGAGCGAUGCCCGCAAUGAAAUCGCCGAGCUUGUGUUCAAGCGCUGUUGCAAAGAUGGACAAGUCAGCGCGUACGUUCUUCGCAAGUUGAAAGCAACAGUUUCUCUUUCGCAAUACAGACAAAUGCUAAGAGGAAAGUCCGAAGAGAGGCUCCCUCGAAGCUGGACGGCCAAUGUCAUGGAGCGGCGCCACGAACGUGCAGUUCCACGACAAGCCAGAUACGCGGCCGAAGACAGUCGUCGUCAUGCCGGAGCCGCCGAUCAGCACGGAGAAGCCCAACAGUACGCGACCCCGUUUCUCUCCCUCCUUAGCUCUAUUUCUAGCUAG
Molecule: messenger RNA, 2130 nt
Organism: Seminavis robusta
Lineage: Eukaryota; Bacillariophyta; Bacillariophyceae; Naviculales; Naviculaceae
Source: the annotation of a GenBank genome assembly